CGUGGUUUGUAGUUGCUGCAUCAAUAAACUGUCGCGAGUGUCGCGUCGUCACGUCAUACGUCACUAGCGAAUAGCAGCAAAGAGACGUUGUGUAUUUUUUCAAGAGAGAGUUGUAUUUAUCUUUCUAUUUUAAAUGUACACUGCAAGAAACGUGGUCGAGAUGCGUUGGGAUAAUGUCGUCGAUUAUUUGAAUCAUAUUUCGGAACCGAACAAAUUUCAAAAUGAUAUAAAAAGUAUGAAAUGCGAAAGUGAGCUAAUGUCUCGUUUAUUGACCAAUCAGCAGGUUACACAAUUUCUAUCUUUAUGGCUAAGCAAACUUUAUGAUAAAAAAGAGACGAGAAAAGAAAGAAAAAAUCUGGAAACAUCAAUGUUUUAUAAAACAGAAGGGAACAAAGAAUUUCAAUCAAAAAAUUAUAACACAUCUCUGAAAUUGUAUACAAAAAGUGCAAUAUAUGCUCCAUCAGGUAGUCUAGAUCUGCCAGUAGCAAUUGCAAAUAGAUCAGCAUCUUUAUUUUAUUUGGAAAGAUGGCAAGAUUGUAUCAAAGAUAUUGAACUGGCAAUCAAAUUAGGCUAUCCGGAGAAAUCACGUGGUAAACUAUAUCUGCGUAUAGUUGAGUGUUACUUAAAGCUAAAUAACAAAAUACUAGCUGCUCGAAUUAUUUCUGAACUGAACAAUUCAAGUCAAUAUGAUAUGACAAAUGAACAGAGGGAGCGAUUACAGAAAAUGAACGAAAUAAAACUGCAAUCUUUAAGCACGAUUGAUGAGAUAAACGAUGUAAAUCAUACAUGUAACGUCGUAAAUGUAACAGAAUCUCCUUCACAACCUAAACUUAAACGUCUAAAGUCUGGUGAAAAUCCUAAUUUUCGAUCUGCAUCAGCGAGUAUAGAAGUAAAAUAUGCCCUAGCAAAAGGGAGAUAUGUUGUAGCUAAUAGAAAUAUCAAAAAAGGCGAAACUCUUUUUGUUGAAGACGCAUUUACCUUUGUGCUAGUAAAUAACAAUCAAGAUAAUACACAUUGUCACAAUUGUUGCAAAAGCAACCUCGAUAUUCCUGUACCGUGUACAGAGUGUGUGGAAACUGUAUUUUGCAAUAUGAGUUGUUGGGAUGAGGCAUGCUUAUCUCACCAUCGAUGGAUAUGCCCUGCCAGUCAAAUGGGCCUUUUACGACAGAUUGGAAUAACACACUUGGCUUUGAAAUUAUUGUGUAUGUGUGCAACUACGACCAAUAUUGAGAAAUUUAAUGACGUACAACAGUUAGUAACUAAUUUUAAUAAACUUGCACCAGCCGACGUUAUUUCAUAUGGAAUUACAGCCGUUAUGCUUACAUUGUAUCUAUCAAAGUAUACAGAUUUUUUUAAAGAUAUUAAUCUUAAAGAAUGCUUAGCAUCAAAGUUUUCUAAUGACGAAUUCAAUAUUAAAUGUGAUCUUGCAACAGAAAACGAUAAACUGUUGUAUGUAAGUUCUUUAUUGUUGAGGCAUGUGCUGCAACUUAUUUGUAAUGGACAUGCUAUCACAAAGAUAAAUGUGACAUCAGAUGAUCAUGAAAAUAAACUUCUUAUUGAAGAACAAAUUAGAAUAGCUACAGCAAUUUAUCCUUCUGCAAGUAUGAUGAAUCAUUCUUGUGACCCUAAUAUAAUUAAUAGCUUCUUAGAUCAGACUUUAGUAGUUAAAGCUAUACAAGAUAUUAAAGAAGGUGAAGAAGUACUUCAUUGUUAUGGGGUUGACUUUAGAAGAAUGUCAAAAGCAGAUAGGCAAGAAAUUCUGGAAAGUCAAUAUUGUUUCACAUGUAAUUGUAAAGCAUGUACGAUGCCAGAAUAUGAAAAUUUUAUGAAAAGAUUUACUGCGCUGAAGUGCCCUGAAUGCAGCGGACCAUUAUUAUUAUGCGAUGAGCAUGACCCUCCGAUGCUUUGCUCAGAUUGCGGAGCAACAGUUUUCGAAUUGACUUAUAUAUAUAAAGCAAAACAAGCACAAGUUUAUGCUAAAAACUAUUUCAAAGAAGCAGAAUAUUACAUAAGGGAAGGAAAUUUAGAAGAUGCAGUUGUUGAAUUAAAGAAAUGCUUGUCUCUUAGGAAAAGUGUUUUAUACAAAUAUCAUGAGGACAUUAUUACAACCUUGGAUUUGAUGGCAAAAUUAUAUGUCAGUAUAGAUCAACGAUUGCCUGCCAUUUAUCAUCUUGAACACACUAUUGUGGCGAUUGAAGAAAGAUAUGGAUCUUGCAGCAUAGAACUUUGCAACGAAUUAAAUAAAAUAACGGAUAUAUGCAUUACUUAUUUACAGGUGGAAUCCAACACAGCAUCAAAAUUUUACAAAAAUAUUUUGAAAAAAACACGACGAUAUCUAAACAAUGCUCAACAAAUUCUAGAUAUUGUUUAUGGGCCAUGGCAUGAAAUUUAUAAUGAAAUUGAAACCAAGAUGGCAAUCCUUUUCAAUAUUUUACAAAACUUUAAUGUCUGAUAUAUAUGUAAACAAUAUGUAACAUGUGAUAGAUGAGUAAAUAAAAGAUGCACUGGA
Messenger RNA from Cataglyphis hispanica, 2509 nucleotides. RefSeq names its product SET and MYND domain-containing protein 4-like. Gene Ontology annotation, molecular function: protein binding. The record is from RefSeq and is a predicted model, not a curated record. The transcript is spliced from 11 exons. Lineage: Eukaryota; Metazoa; Arthropoda; Insecta; Hymenoptera; Formicidae. Bases 134 to 2452 code for a protein of 772 amino acids.